Cydia strobilella is the source of this 8115-nucleotide messenger RNA. Its product is annotated as zinc finger protein 260-like. The transcript is spliced from 6 exons. The record is from RefSeq and is a predicted model, not a curated record. NCBI's taxonomy places the organism in Eukaryota, Metazoa, Arthropoda, Insecta, Lepidoptera, Tortricidae. Bases 37 to 2433 code for a protein of 798 amino acids. Gene Ontology annotation, molecular function: RNA polymerase II cis-regulatory region sequence-specific DNA binding; zinc ion binding; DNA-binding transcription factor activity. Gene Ontology annotation, cellular component: nucleus. Gene Ontology annotation, biological process: regulation of transcription by RNA polymerase II.
UCGGUGAAAAGAAGAGCGUUUUAAAGUACUACUGUGAUGGAAUCGACAAACCAGUGUUACUGCUGCCUGCAGCGGCCUUCGGCGAAAGAUUUGUGUACACCGUACACUCGUCUCGGCAUAACGGAAAUAUAUUCGGUCAUGAUCGAAGAAUGCUUUGUAAUCAAACUGGCACCAAGCGACAAUGGCAAGAGUGGUAUCUGCGAGGUGUGUCUGGGGCGCCUGCGGGAGGCGUGCCACUUCAAAAUGCAGGUGCAGCACUGCCAGGCCGAGCUGCAGGAGAGGUUGGAGGGAGGACUGAGUGUCAAAGACGAGGAAGUCUUCGAUGAACCUGAAGAUGGCGCAUGCAGCGAGCCUUCCGAGCCUUCUCUACGUUCAGACGAGGAGUCCCCAGUCCCGCCGUGUGAAGACUGGCCGCCUGACGAACAUCUGUUACUGUGUUCAGCCGGCGAGUACGGAGUGAGCACGGCUCCUCUGUCCCUGCGCUGUAGGCAGCAGCUCGCGAUGGCGUGCUCCGUGAGGCUCGAGCGCCUCCGCGACUCCCCGCGCGCGAGCCAGCCGUGUCCCGUGACGUCACACCGCGAGCCGAGCCAGCCGCGUCCCGUGACGUCACAUCGCGAGCCGAGCCAGCCAUGUCCCGUGACGUCACACCGCGAGCCGAGCCAGCCGUGUCCCGUGACGUCACAUCGCGAGCCGAGCCCCGCCAGCAGUGUGCAGGACGCGCUAGCUCACACACCCACCGAGGAACAAGCACAAACACACGUCACUCGCCCCACACACACCCCACACUCUUCUAGUGUAAUCACACAUCAACAAGACCAUAUCGCACCACAAACGAAUAAGAAGACCUACUAUUGCGACAUGUGUAGUCAGCAAUUUACGUCAAAACUUACUUUAAUCCGACAUAUCAGAACACAUGCACACCCGGAACAUACAUGCGGAGUUUGUAAUGAAGCAUUCCUAAAUAUCUUAUUACUGAAUAAGCAUUUAAGCUUUCACUCAUGUAAAGAAUGUAACAAAGAAUUCACACAAAAAAAUCACGUAGUUAUCCAUGAAAGAACCCAUACUGGAAUGAAACCAUACAAAUGUACAGAAUGUAACAAGCAAUUUUCAAGAAAAGAUAAUUUAGAGGUCCACAAAAGAGUCCAUAGUGACGUUAAACCAUACAAAUGUAAAGAAUGUAGCAAAGAAUUCACAACACAAUAUUCUUUAGUUAUCCAUGAAAGAAUCCACAGUGGAAUGAAACCAUACAAAUGUAAAGAAUGUAACAAAGAAUUCACACAAAAACAUCACUUAGUUAACCAUGAAAAAAUCCAUAGUGGAAUAAAACCAUACAAAUGUAAAGAAUGUAGCAAAGAAUUCACAACACAAUAUUAUUUAGUUAUCCAUGAAAGAAUCCAUAGUGGAAUGAAACCAUACAAAUGUAAAGAAUGUAACAAAGAAUUCACAACACAAUAUUCUCUAGUUAACCAUGAAAUAAUCCAUAGUGGAAUGAAACCAUACAAAUGUAAAGAAUGUAACAAAGAAUUCAUAUAUAAACAAUCUUUAGGUAUCCAUGAAAGAAACCAUAGUGGAAUUAAACCAUACAAAUGUAAAGAAUGUAACAAAGAAUUCACACAAAAACAUCACUUAGUUAACCAUGAAAGAAUCCAUAGUGGAAUAAAACCAUACAAAUGUAAAGAAUGUAACAAAGAAUUCACAUAUAAACAUUCUUUAGUUAUCCAUGAAAGAAUCCAUAGUGGAAUGAAACCAUACAAAUGUAAAGAAUGUAACAAAGAAUUCACAUAUAAACAUUCUUUAGUUAUCCAUGAAAAAACCCAUAGUGGAAUGAAACCAUACAAAUGUAAAGAAUGUAACAAAGAAUUCACACAAAAACAAAUAUUAGUUAUCCAUGAAAGAAUCCAUAGUGGCGUGAGAGUCGUGAGACCAUACAAAUGUAAAGAAUGCAACAAGCAAUUUACAAGAAAAAGUAAGUUAGAGAUCCACAAAAGAGUCCAUAUUGGAAUGAAACCAUACAAAUGUAAAGAAUGUAACAAAGAAUUCGUACAUAAAAAUUCUUUAGUUAUCCAUGGAAGAAUCCAUAGUGGAAUGAAACCAUACAAAUGUAAAGAAUGCAACAAGCAAUUUACAAGAAAAGAUCAUUUAGUUAUGCAUGAAACAAUCCAUAGUGGAAUGAAACCAUACAAAUGUAAAGAAUGUAACAAGCAAUUUUCACAAAAACAUAGUUUAGAGACGCAUAAAAUGAGUCGCAUCGGAGAGAAGCCGUAUAGAUGUGAAGAAUGUAAUAACCAGUUUACAUUAAAAUCUGAAUUAGAGAGACAUAAAAAAAUACACACCGAUGAACAAUCAUACGAAUGCGAAAUAUGUGAAACAGUUUUUUACGAUGAAAUAAGUUUAAUGAAACAUGUUGAAACACAUAUAUCCAGGAUACCAUAACUUAGUUGUUUCGUAAAAUGGUUUAUAAUAGCUCAGUUUAAUGUGGUUAUUCCAUCGACAGAGACGCAGCUACACGUAGUGUUCUAUUUGGAUUCAGUCAACAGAAUUUCACUCGCUAUUCACGUCAUCAUAUUGCUAGGUAGGUACAAUUUCAAAUACAAAUGCGUUUAUUUCAUUACUUGUUUUACAAAUGUUCUUAGUUAUAAGGGUUAGGUAGGUAAUUAGUCCAUCUUAGGUAUAAAGAUUAAGUAGGUAAGUAUUUAUCUAAAUGUUGUGCAACAAUUUGAUUGUGUAAGUAAUGAAAAAGGUACGGGUACAGCUUGCUGGAUUUAAACCCGCCCGCAUAGUCAACCGGGUGAAGCUAUUGAUUAAAUAUCUUGUCUAUGAAUCACAUUUUUUAUAUAUAACUGUUUGAAAAUUUUCAUAUCUAAUUAAAAUUUAUGGAGUUAGGAAAAUCGCGGGGGUCUGAACAUCAGUAUGUUCAUCAACUCUGUUGCCCUGUACGGUUGUACCUGUAUCAUAGAAGACACGCAUAAACACACACACACACACACACACUCACACAGAAUACUCCUGAAACCUGUUCUGUUUUUGCUAGAUUGUUAAUCGAACACUAUUAAAAUUUUGUCUAAAUUAAGUAUAAUUCUAGAUUAUCUCAAUUAGAUUAAUUAAGUGUAAUAUAACUUUUAAGAUUUUGUAAUAUAAUUGUGAGUGUUAGGCCCUAAUCUUGUUAUCUUGAGAUCUAUCGUAGGGGUGUGGACUGUAUAGGGUGCGGCAUAGGCAGCAAGGAUGGAGUAAAACAACUGGAGCUCUUCUUAAAUCAGAUGCAGGAGGGUCGAGGUCGGAGAGGUCUUCUUUUCUUCUUUUUGGAGAGGUGUUGCUUGCUUGGCUGCUCGAUUCGUAAUGGCUUCCUAUAUAUAUAUAUAUAUUUUUUUAACAUAGGCAUUAGAGUCGGCCGGACGAUUUUCCGGCCCUAUUUCUCUUUACCCUAAAAAGUAAUUAUUAUUAUUAGCUACCCUAAAACUAAUAUUAAACUAAAUUUACAGAUUAAUCCUAAUUAUUUGUAUACACAUUAAAAAGAGAAGUAAAAACCCUUGUACAACUCGCUAUAUUUACAGAUUUAAACUAACUUGCAAACUUUAACAAAUUGCGCAACAGUGAUUAGAAUGUCAACAAAAACAACCUUGAGCGUCGCACGUGCUGAGCACGUGGCGCGGCCGCGUCCCAUUCGCUAUCGCGGCAAGGGACACGCCCAUUCCCCGCCCUCGGCACGGCGACAUAGAGUAGUUACAAACAGAGUGGCCAUAUGGCAUGUAGUUUAAAUUUAUACAAUACUAAUUUGUAAUGGUAUAUUGUUCCUGGCUUUAACUAUAUUUUUUUUGUACAUUAUAUUUUAAAUGUUUAUACAAUAUUUCUACAAUGAGAUUUAUACAAUGUUUACACAAUGAAAUGAGUUAUAAAUUCAUUUAAAAUUUAUCCAAUGGAAAAAUAAUAAUAAUAGUGAAUAAUUAUUACAUUACGAGUUUGAAAUUGGACCACAACUGGACGGAGGCCUGGUGAAGUGGUACACUUGUGAAUUGUCUGUCGGAGGGGGAAGGUAUGUUCUGCCUUCUUCAAAUGGUUUACUCUUAUGUGCGAGUGAUAUCAGUUCUUUGUCGCAUUCUCUCUCUAUAUUGAGUGUGAUGGUGAAUAUGUCGUCAUCGUCUAGCAGCACAUGUCUUGGCCUGCGCUUUGGUUCUUUGAUGUUUGGACGUGGCUCAUAUUUAGCAGCCUUUUCGAUCAGCACAUUCGAGUUAUGCGCCGCCUUAUCAAAAUAUCUUCUAGAGAUUUCCUUGAAAUGUUUGCUUACAGACUGCAUGUCCAGGUCAGCAUGCAGUCGAAUGUUCCUGACAUAGAAGGGGGCGUUAGUAGCUCUCCUUAGGAAUUUAUUUUGCAGAGUUUGCAGGGUUCUGAUCUUAGCCCGCGUGGCAUGAGCAAAUGCCACGCUGGCAUAAGAGAAAACCGGUCUAAUACAGGUUUUAUAUAUGGUUAAUUUAUUCCUUAAGGAGAGCUUACUUUUAGCCCCCACCAGACAUGUCAACCUGGACACGUAGAAGGCGGCUUUGUUCCUAGUUUUCCGAAUAUGCUCACCGAAGUUGAGCCUUCUGUCCAGAGUUACUCCCAGGUAUUUGGUAGAUUCAACCCAUGGUAUCCUCUGGCCAAAAAGCUCAACUUGGCCAUGCUUACGCACUUGAUCAUGAUAAUUUAGUCUUCUGCUGAACAGCAUGGCAGCACUCUUUUCCGGGUUGACCUCUAUCCUCCAUUUACGGCACCAAUCUCCGAGGGAACUGAUAGCUCGUUGGAGGAGAGAGGCCAGCCUGUUCGGGCAUGUUGAUGUGGCAAAGAUCGCCGUGUCAUCCGCGAAAAGCGCGUAAUUGACCUCGGCGAUCCUUGGCAGAUCAUUCACGAACAGCGAGAAGAGAAUUGGUGAGAGCACAGAGCCCUGAGGGACUCCAGCAUGUAUUGGGUGAAGGGGAGACAGGGUCCCCUCCACCCUAUACCUAAACCCGCGGUUCUGCAGGAAAUCGUGGAUUAGUAGUACCAACCUGUCUGGGAGAUCAUAUUUGAAAAGUUUAAAGAUCAACCCACCGUGCCAUACUUUAUCGAACGCUUUUGCGAUGUCGAGAAAGACGGCACCAGUGGGGACCGAUCUUUUCAUCCAGUACAGGAUGUGUUCCGUGAUCCGGUGGACCUGGUGAGUGCAGGAAUGUCCAGCCCUAAACCCAAAUUGUUCGUUUAUAAUGAGUUCCUUCUCAUGUAUAAACUCCCCUAUCCUUGCUUGGAUAACACGCUCAUAAAGCUUACCUAAUGAGCUCAGAAGACUAAUUGGCCUGUAGCUAGUUGGGUGUAUCCUAGGCUUGCCUGGCUUUGGGAUUCCUAUUACAUGCGCCACCUUCCACUGAUCAGGGAAGUGCGAAUUCGCCAGCGCCGCAUUGAACACAUUCGCCAAGAAAUGUAUUAACCUAUUAGGGAAGGCGCGCAGCAACCGGUUGGGUAGACCGUCUGCCCCUGGAGCCUUCUUAACUUUCAAUUUCCGAAUCAAAAAUCCUAUUUCUGUGAACGAGGUAUUCCUUAAAGUGGGACUAUUUAAUGGGAGCACCAACCUCCCGCGCACCUCCUCUUCCACCUCCGCCAAGUGGUCUGGGUCGUGAGGCUCCUUGCUUAAAGAGCAUUGGGCCUCCAGGCUGGACGCCAGGCACUCAGCUUUUUCAGCAUCAGAGAAGGCUGGCGGGCAAUUUGGGGGCGCAUCCGGUAUGAUCAAUGGGGGCAUUUGAGUUACUUCAUCAAUUUUGAAGGUCCUAACAAGAUUCCAAUACGCUGUGUGGCUUGGAGAAAUUUCUUUCAAGAAAUUUCCCCAUCUAUCAUUCCUGAAAUCUUUUACACCCUUUUUGAAUUCUUUACAUAAUUUAUUUACUACAGCCUUACGUUGUGGAGAGGGGCAAAUGUCGUAGGCCUUUAAUGCGGCGUUCUUUCUUCUUUUGAUAUCUUGUAGCUGAGGCGGCAACUUCCAUUUGUUAUAGUUCGCCUCAUCCGUAAUCUGUUUGCUAUGGCGGGACAGUAGGUCUGAUAACUCAGUCGUCAGGUACGAGAUGGCAUUAUCCGUGUCCUCUCUGGACGAGAUGUUUGUCGGGAGGUUUUUGAUUAUAUCCGAGUCUUCUUGCGCAAGCUCCUUGCUGACACCAUCCCAGUCAGUGACUAGUUUGGUGACAGGGGUGGCCGACGGAGAAGGACCCAGUUUGAGGAUGACCGGUCUAUGAUCUGAAGUCAUCACAUGGAUGACUUCAACAGAUCUGAAUCUUAAUGAAAUGUUCCUAAGAAGAAAAAUAUCUAAAAUGUCAGGGGCCAGACCGACAGUAGGUGGAAAAUGGGUGGGCUCUAGUGGGGUAAUAAUAUCUACUCUUAAUAAGUCAGUGCCUUUCGCUGAAGAUGUUAACUUGUAUAAUUCCCUACCAUUUGGGUUGGCCGUUCCGCAGUUCCACAGAGUGUGCUUUGAAUUCAGAUCGCCAGCCACAAUGACUGACUCACUCAAUCCAAAAACACUCUCCAAGUCGGACCGCAGAACAGCCUUCGCGGGCGGGAGAUAUGCUAAAACUAUAGUUAUAGCUUGAUGGCCAGUCAUAGCUAAACGACAAGCUGAUAUUUCCAAAUUAAUAAGAUCGGGCAAUUGAACAGGUGAACAGUGGAGGGCUUUUUUAUAAUAAAUAAGAGUCCCACCACCUCUUCCGCCUACACGGUCAUUCCUAAUAAUAUUAUAGUUUGAUAUUUUAGGAUCUCUAUGGGCUGGUUUUAAAAAUGUUUCCUGAAUCAGCAAUAUGUCUAAAUCAUGCUCUCUAAGAAGACUACUGAUUUCGUCCCUUCUAUCUUUCAUGCUAUUUGCAUUGAAAAUUCCUAAAGAUAGGGAGCGCGGGGCUAUCCUUCCGUUAGAGGUGAAACAACUUCUAGGUCGUUCACAAUCCAUUAUGGUUGGAUAAAGUUUUUAAUUUGCCUAAAAAGUGAUUCAUGCUUCAUCAUGACACUGAUCUGUUGGGUGGGCCCAAUCGCACUCCUGAUCUCGGCAGCCGCCUGCCGGACCUGUGUAAUGUCUAUUUUGGUCACCAAAUCAAUCAGCAGACUCAGGUCUGCCAUGUCUGCUAAUGUAUUGGGUUGAGAGGGGGGCCCACUUACCUCUGGGACCUGCUUAGGCGAGUUUAUCAUCGCCUCCAUCUCCAUACUGGGGUUUGGGUUUCUUUGACUAAAUUGGGUAUUUACCCAAUAGUUCCUGGGCUUCCUCAUUGAAGGGAAAUCCUUUUCAUUUGCAAUUGCAUCGUCCUGGGUAUUUUUGGGUAUUUCCCCAUUUUGGGUAUUUCCCCAAAUUACCCUGCGCUUUGGUCUGGGACACUCCGAGCACCCUCGGUAGUUUCCCGUGUGUUCCUGAUUACAAUUGGCACACUUCACAGGUACCUUGCUUUUCCCAGCUCGUCUUUAUUUGGGCAAGUCCUAGACUCAUGCCCACCGGCACACCUAACACAUCGCGGGUCUAACUUACAAUAUUUGGAUGAGUGGCCCCAUCCUUGACAGUUGUAACACUGAGUAGCGUAGCCCGACUUGCGCGGGGGCUCUGCAAGUACCCCGCUCAGUCCACAUACAGCUUUAAUAUUAAAAAUAGCUAGCCCUUGGGGGGUGCGUUCGCACACAGCGAGCACACAAUUAAGGGCUGUCUUGUCUCUAGUACGAUGCAUUCUAUGCACGCUUAUGACUGGGUACCCUUGCUCAAUCAGGUCGUCCUUAAUAAAAUCUGUGUCUAGUUCUACGUCUAAACCCUUAAUUACCACUCUGACAUUUUUCUCAUCAUCCAGAGCGUAUGUAUAGUAUCCUUUAACUAUUAACCUCUCCCAGGCCCGAAAUUGUUCCUUGUUUUGGGUAUAAAGGACUAGUCCUUUUCUAGUCAUUACAGCUUUAACAAAGUUUAGUUUUAUUCUAUUUGCCUCUCUAGAUAAAUGUUGCCACCUACCUUUAUUUUUAACUACAAUGAUCGGGGGCCGUCUCUCCUUUUUGGCAGUGUCAACCUCCAUUUCUUCAUUAACAAUUUCCUGAUUGUUGUGACUAUUAUUAUUUACACUAGUAGGUACUACAACCUGUGGGCUAAGAACUACCGGGCUGAGG